Messenger RNA from Notolabrus celidotus (New Zealand spotty), 1004 nucleotides. It is a transcript of the gene gchfr, whose product is annotated as GTP cyclohydrolase I feedback regulator. Bases 125 to 385 code for a protein of 86 amino acids. The transcript has 3 exons. Gene Ontology annotation, cellular component: nucleus; cytoplasm. Lineage: Eukaryota; Metazoa; Chordata; Actinopteri; Labriformes; Labridae. The record is from RefSeq and is a predicted model, not a curated record. Gene Ontology annotation, molecular function: GTP cyclohydrolase binding. Gene Ontology annotation, biological process: negative regulation of biosynthetic process.
UGUUUCCGCAUUCCGUAAAAAGCUGUCAGCAGCAGCGCGAGUUGGAGAGGGGGGACCGUCGCGUCUGAGGAAAACCUCCUCGGUCAUUCCCACAGGAAUAACGGACUGUCGCCAGGGAGCAGGGAUGCCUUACAUAUUCAUCAGUACGCAGAUCCGGCUGGAGACUGGCCCAACUAAUGUGGGAGAUGAGUAUUCUGAUCCAGCCGUCAUGAAUUACCUGGGAGCAAGGAAAACAACCAUGCUGGGAAACAACUUUUCUGAGUACCAUGUGGACGACCCUCCACGCAUGGUGUUGGACAAGCUGGAGAAGAUCGGCUUCCGGGUGCUGACGAUGACGGGGGUGGGACAGACGCUGGUGUGGUGCCUCCACAAAGACAUAGAAUGAUUGGCUUUGCAGCAAGUGUUGACCAUCGACAUACCUCUAGAAGCCUUUAAGAGGGUGAAUGAAUGUCUUUGAGGAACUUCAUGUUAAACUAUGGUUCUCUGCUCUGUUUUGAUGACUCGCUCACUGUCAAGGGAAAGUAAAGUUCUGAGGUUGAGAUUAAUCCAGGCGUAACGUUUCAGAUUAACUUUAAUAGGUGAUAAGUGAACAAUUUCAGGGAAUACCAAACCACAUUCCAGGGUUUUUACAGACACUUUUGCUGAUAUUGUUUUCUGAUUACUAAUGGUGACCAAUCACAGGGAAUGAGCGCGGGUUGUACCGUAAUGAUGAGGAAUUGACAGAAGAUCUUAACAGAAAGCAUCCCUGUAAAAAAAGGCCUCACCCAAUUCUCCCCCUCAUCUGUCCAAGUAAAUAAAACACACAAUGUUUAGUAGAAUUGUACUAAGAGCUUUGUGUAGGGAUGUUUUUUUAAGUGUAUCAUAUGCUUAUGAUUAAAUGAUGUAAUGAUGAGGAUUGUUUGUGUACUUCUUAAUAAAUGAAAACAAUCCCUAUGGGAUCUGCCACAGACGCAAUGAAACAUACGUAGCCUUUGAAUAAUCCAUUAAACAGACACUUAAACAUC